AAGAGAACUUUGAUCCAAUCUUGCAACGAGCGCGUGCUUUGAACAAGAAAAUGUGAUUCAGUACGUACACUCGGCCGCAGUGUAGAGCAAAAGAGGGAGCGCAACGGUGAAUGAUCGGAGACGUAGAGAAAAUGGUCGCAGUGGGCCUCGUCUGGGGCGCCACCAACGCCAUCAUGCGCCGCGGUGCGCUCCUCUGGGACCAGGCCCUCGAAUCUACUUCGAGACCACCACCAGAAACCCACCCAUCCAAGCUCCACCACAAAUUCCUCGCUUCCCUCAAGAACUGGCUCACCCUCCUCUCGAUCUGGCAGUAUUCCGUCCCCUUCUUGAUCAAUCUCUCAGCCUCCGCUACUUUCUUCGCUAUUCUGGGACAAACUCCCAUCUCUCUAACUGUGCCUGUCACCAACGCCACGACGUUUGCCGCCACGGCCGUGUUCGGGAUGCUGCUGGGGGAGAAGACCCGCGUCGGCCACGCUUUGCUUGGGUGGGUACGCAUACUUUGAGUACGAAUCUUCAUUGUUUAAAUGCAAGGGUCUUAUGGUGUUUGAGGCCUAACAAUGCGCAAUUCUCGAAUUUGAUAUGUAGCAGAGGCCGGACUACAAUAUCUAUACUAGCAAAGCCAACCUAAGUAUGCUUUGCACAGCUAUAAAUUUCUGUCUUUGGGAUUUGUAUUCAAAUACUGGCGUUGGCGUACUUCAGAUUUUUUAGUUUGAAAAACUCACAAUCUCCCAGAGCACCCGUGCCACCGAGCAACCAUUAUAUCCAAGUGGUCUUGUGGAACCCUGCUUUCAAAAUUUGGUUGUCACAAAGUAAGAGUGGUUGCAUUUGUUUUGGGAACAUAGCUCCAUUCAAUAUAA
Molecule: messenger RNA, 857 nt
Organism: Juglans microcarpa x Juglans regia
Lineage: Eukaryota; Viridiplantae; Streptophyta; Magnoliopsida; Fagales; Juglandaceae
Product: transmembrane protein 234 homolog
Exons: 2
Coding region: 111-503 (130 amino acids)
Source: RefSeq, a predicted model, not a curated record